UGUCCACAGAUGUGACUGCUACUCUGGUGACAAAGUGGUCUUUUGCAGUCUGUGGACUACUAACUUGAACCAUGCUGUUAUUUUGCCUGCAGUUUGCCUGAGGUUAAAGACCACUGGUUAGAUACUCUUCAAAGGAAAAUCACAGAGGCAAGGAAAAGGAUAGGUGCCAGUUCUCCACUGCCAACUGUCUUCAUGAAGGUCUUGACCAACACUAUCACAAAUAAAAGCCUAAAUGGUGGUGAAAUGGACUCUGUUAUUGAGCUGCCUGUUCAGGACAACGACAAAGUCUCCGCCCCUUCGACGGAGUUGUGUAAGCAGGGACCGCAAGCUGAGCAGCCCAUUGCAGAACACGAAAGCAACGCUGUUGUCUGGAAGAACCUGUUCUCCUUUAAGCUGAAGAGAAGUUCCACACAUAGUGGCUUGCCCACCCAGAACAGACAGAGUCUGCUGUUUGGCUGUCGUCUGGCUGGAGACACUGCCCUCCCAAAACCAAUCACUGAGAUUUUUGACCUGCUGUGGAGGAAGGGUCCCAGUACUGAGGGGGUUUUUAGGAAACCAUGCAACAACAAGAACCUUAAUGCCCUCCGGGAGCAGCUGGAUUCUGGAGCUGAGGUGGACAUGGAGGCCCUGCCUGUGGUUCUCCUCGUCGGGCUCUUGAAGACAUUCCUGAGGGAACUCCCAGGAAGCCUGCUGGUGACUGAGCGCUACGCUGAAUGGGUGGAGGCAGUGGAAAAGGGGGACAAGACAGAGAAGCUCUCUGAGAUGAAGAGGAUUGCUGACAAGCUCCCUAGAGCCAACAACCUCCUGCUGCAGAAUCUGCUCUGUCUUCUGCACCACGUCAGCAAGCAAUCGCAGAUCAACAAAAUGGAUGCCAAGAACCUGGCUGUGUGCAUCGCUCCGACCCUUCUGCAGCGGCACAGCGAGCAGGCCCUGGACGUGAGCACCGCUGAAAAGGUGACAAAUGUAACCCAGUUCCUCAUUGAGAACUGUUGUGACCUCUUUGGAGAAAAGAUCCUAACUCUCUUUGGGGACCCAGAAGAUGAGGACCCAGGAAAUAACUCAGAUUCCACGCCUUCAAAUCAGCAUGACUCAGCGUAUGAGAGUCCAGAUCCUGACGGAGAUGCAGAGGGUGGAGAGGCGAUGAUGGAACUUCCUCGGGAGGAGGAAGAGGAUGGAGCUCUGGCCAACAGCCCAAUCAGAAUCGAGUAUUCUCAUGUACCCUCUGGCUCUUCAGAGGCCAUAUUUGAGACUUACAACGUGUCCUUCAACCGACGCUCCUCUGAGCCCACCAUUUUCCCAUCAGCUCCCAUGAGCAAUCUCCGAGGCCUGGCGCGUAGUCACGACGACUGUUCCACCAGCAGGGACAAGUAUGAGGAUCAGCCACUGAAGAAACUCAACUCGGACAACACACUCCUGCACCCGCAGGAGUGUGAGAGGAGGACUGCUUCUGCGCCCGUCUCAAAGACCGGUUCGUGCUCUUCGUCCUGCUCACUGGAGAGCUCUGCCUCAAAUGUCUCAGAAAACUCACCAUUCACCAGCUCUCCUCUGACGUCCCCCAUGACCUCUCGAAAAAGCCAGCCGACGAGGCACGCGUCCACCAUCGUCAAGACCCGCACGGACGUCCCGAAGAUGUUCAAGAGAGCGCGUAGCUUGGGGAGUUUCUCCAUCAGCAGGUCAGGCUCAAAGAAAGGCGAGGUGCAGAAAGAUGCCGUGUUUCCCUGUGAGACUCUCCCGGAGGACACACUGAGCGAGGCGGACGCCCCGGACGAGCCCGGCCGCCGACAGCGUCCUCUCUCCGCCAUUGAGGUCUUCCGGCACGUGGACAGUCUCAGCUCCCGCCCCCCGUCCUACGAGCAGGCUGUGUUGUCUGGGGUCUUGCCACUCCCUCCACUGUACCGACCCAUGACAGUAGACGAUGCCCGGGAGAUAGGUCGGAAAUCCCGUCCUGUCUCCAUGAAUGAAAACAUCCUGGACCUUUGUCCUGUUAGCCAGUUCAUGAACCCGGUUAUACCCUCAAAGGACUGUUCGGUCGCACCAGAGCUGGUUCCGUUCAGGCAGAGGGCCAUGUCGGAGUCAGUGACUUGCUCCAGGAUGGAGAAGGUGAGCCGGAGAUGCAGUCAGCCCGUGUUCGAGGAGUUCCCCUACGCAAAGGAGUCCUACGUCUAAAUGGUUUUCAUUAAAUUGUGAGCAUAAAUCUUAAAAUUAUCAGCACAAUGUUGGGGAAUUUGCUGUGGUACAGUGUUUCCCUCAUUUAUAAAAGCUAUUUAAUAUGCUAAUGUAAAUACAAUUUUUAAAAAAUAUCACCAGUGUAAAGCUAUGUAAAUAGAAUCUGACCUAUUCAAUCUGAAUAGUUCAUUUUUCAACUUCUGUAUCAAUCUCUUUUGGCACUUAUUUGAUGACACUUAUAGAUUAGUUAUGUUUGUGGGGGGGUUUUUUAACGUUGCUGUCCCUCUUUCCUUCACUACAAUAAACAUUGUUGACUUAA
Electrophorus electricus (electric eel) is the source of this 2485-nucleotide messenger RNA. It is a transcript of the gene tagapb, whose product is annotated as T cell activation RhoGTPase activating protein b. Gene Ontology annotation, biological process: regulation of Rho protein signal transduction; signal transduction. The record is from RefSeq and is a predicted model, not a curated record. Gene Ontology annotation, molecular function: GTPase activator activity. Lineage: Eukaryota; Metazoa; Chordata; Actinopteri; Gymnotiformes; Gymnotidae.